Brassica napus (rape) is the source of this 1311-nucleotide messenger RNA. RefSeq lists its product as uncharacterized. The transcript is spliced from 3 exons. Lineage: Eukaryota; Viridiplantae; Streptophyta; Magnoliopsida; Brassicales; Brassicaceae. Bases 1 to 1311 code for a protein of 436 amino acids. The record is from RefSeq and is a predicted model, not a curated record.
AUGAGAUUGGAGCAUAGUUGUGAGAUUACUUAUUGGCACGCUUGGGAAGCUCGUGAGUUUGCUAUUGCAGCUGCUAGAGGUAUACAAGAUCGCAGUUAUGCUAAAAUGCCAGCAUAUUUGCAUAUGAUUAAAGAAGCUAAUCCUGUUAGAGGAUUCUACAAUGCAAUGCGAAGGGUGAUUGUUGUUGAUGGAACUUUUCUGAAAAAUAAAUACAAAAGAGUUCUACUUGUUUCUACUGCUGUAGAUGGUAACUCUAAUUUGUAUCCGAUUGCAUUUGGGGUUGUUGAUUCGGAGAAUGACGAUUCAUGGGGGUGGUUCUUCAGACAGUUGAAAGUGGAUAUUACUGAUUGUCAAGACCUAGCUUUUGUCUCAGAUAGAAAUGCAUCUAUUUCUAAAGCGAUUGGGACUGUCUACCCUCAAUCAACACAUGGAAUUUGCAUUCAUCACUUGUUGACCAAUGUGGUUGCAUUUUUCAAGACAAAAGGGUUGAGUGCCUUGGUGGAAAAGGCUUCACGGGCAUAUUGGUACACUGAAUUUCAGGAACGUAUCACCGAAAUUUUUGAAAUGAGUCAUGAGCUUGGAAGAUAUCUACGGGAGGCUGAUGUGCGCAAAUGGGCUCGUUCUCUCUUCUCUGGUGAAAGGUAUGACAUUAGGACCACAAACCCUGCAGAGUCGAUAAAUUCAGUUCUGAGAAUACCUAGAGAAUAUCCGGUUAUUCCUUUGCUAGAUAGUAUAAGAGAACUGUUGACUCGAUGGUUCUAUGAGCGUCGUGUGGUAAGCUCUAAGCAUCUUGAUCCUUUAACCACUAAGGUGGAGAAAAAUAUUGAUAGGAGAAUUCUGAAGGCAAAAGGGUUUCAAUUCUACAAGGUUGACGACUUCAAAUCGCUUGUGAAAGGAAACAUAUAUGAUUGUCAUGUUGAUUUGGAAAGAAGAACAUGCACAUGUGGGAACAUAUCGACUCCAAUCAAUCACGUUUUUGUUGGUACAGGCAUGGAAAUGCACAGAUUUACUGACAGCUUAUACACCACUGCAGCGUGGAGAACCGCCUAUGCGGAAUGCAUUAAUGCAAUAGCAGUUCCAGAGUCUGAAUGGAAUGUCCCUGCUGAGGUUAAACUUGCUAAGGUUUUACCACCAGAGACAAAAAAUAGUGAUGGUCGGCCAAUAAAGAGAAGGUAUGAAUCAGUAGAAGACAAGAUAAAUCUUCUCAAGGAUCAAGAAAAAAUAAAAAGCACAAGUGCAGUCGUUGUGGUACCGAAGGACACAAGAGAGGAACAUGUGAUUUACCCAUCUAGUUUGUUCUGUGUGUUCUGA